Mesocricetus auratus (golden hamster) is the source of this 4371-nucleotide messenger RNA. RefSeq names its product N-acetylated alpha-linked acidic dipeptidase 2 (gene Naalad2). The coding region runs from base 35 to 2371 and encodes 778 amino acids. Lineage: Eukaryota; Metazoa; Chordata; Mammalia; Rodentia; Cricetidae. Gene Ontology annotation, molecular function: carboxypeptidase activity. The record is from RefSeq and is a predicted model, not a curated record. The transcript is spliced from 20 exons.
AACACUGUGGUACCAGCCAACCACACUUUUCACAAUGGAUUUUCACGACUCAGACUGCAGAUGCCGCUUGAUAGGACACCGGCGUCAGUCGUAUUGGAGCGCCCAGCCCUGCGGUUGCAGUUCUCAGCGUUCCCGGGCCCAGGACAGCAUGGCAAGGCCUAGAUAUUUCAGGGGUCUGGGGAUUUGCAUUGCUGCGGCUCUGGCGUCCUUCCUAGCUGGCUUUUCUAUGGGCUGGUUUAUUAAGCCUCUCAAAGAAACAACUACUUCAGCUCAUUACCAUCAAAGUAUGCAGUGGAAACUCUUAUCUGAAAUGAAAGCUGAAAACAUUAGAUCAUUUCUUCGUUCCUUUACAAAAUUUCCACAUCUGGCAGGAACAGAACAAAAUUUACUGCUUGCCAAGAAAAUCCAAACACAGUGGAAGAAAUUUGGAUUAGAUUCAGCCAAUUUGGUUCAUUAUGAUGUUCUCUUAUCUUACCCAAAUGGGACGAAUGCAAACUAUGUAUCAAUUGUUGAUGAACAUGGAGUUGAGAUUUUUAAAACAUCAUACCUUGAACCACCACCAGAUGGAUAUGAGAAUGUGACAAACAUCGUACCACCAUAUAAUGCAUUUUCAGCCAAUGGGGUGCCAGAGGGAGAGCUUGUAUAUGUCAACUAUGCUCGCACUGAAGACUUCUUCAAACUAGAAAGAGAGAUGAGCAUCAACUGCACUGGGAAGAUUGUUAUUGCGAGAUAUGGGAAGAUCUUUCGAGGAAACAAAGUUAAAAAUGCCAUGCUGGCCGGUGCCAUGGGAAUCAUCCUGUACUCUGAUCCCGCUGACUACUUUGCCCCCGAGGUACAGCCAUAUCCCAAAGGAUGGAACCUUCCUGGAGCUGCAGCACAGAGAGGAAACGUCUUAAACCUGAAUGGGGCAGGUGACCCACUCACUCCAGGCUAUCCAGCUAAAGAAUACACCUUCAGACUUCGUGUUGAAGAAGGAAUAGGGAUCCCGAACAUACCUGUACACCCAAUUGGAUAUAAUGAUGCAGAGAUACUAUUGCGAAACUUGGGAGGAACUGCUUCACCAGAUGAAAGCUGGAAGGGAGCCCUAAAUGUUAGUUACCAUAUCGGGCCUGGCUUUACAGGAAGUGACCAGUCCAGAAAAGUUAGAAUGCAUGUAAACAACAUUAACAAAGUCACAAGAAUUUACAAUGUAAUUGGAACUAUCAAAGGGUCUUUGGAACCUGAUAGGUAUGUCAUUCUGGGAGGUCAUCGUGACUCCUGGGUGUUUGGAGGGAUUGACCCUACUACUGGGACUGCAGUUUUGCAAGAGAUUGCCCAAAGCUUUGGAAAACUGGUGAAUCGAGGCUGGAGACCCAGGAGAACUAUCAUUUUUGCCAGCUGGGAUGCAGAAGAGUUUGGGCUGCUGGGCUCAACUGAAUGGGCUGAAGAGAAUGCAAAGAUCCUACAGGAAAGAAGCAUUGCUUACAUCAACUCAGAUUCAUCUAUAGAAGGCAACUACACUCUACGAGUUGACUGUACUCCUCUUCUUUACCAGUUGGUGUAUAAAGUGGCAAGAGAGAUCUCCAGCCCUGAUGAUGGUUUUGAAAGUAAAUCACUUUAUGAAAGCUGGCUGGCAAAAGACCCUUCACCUGAAAAUAAAGACUAUCCUCGAAUCAAUAAACUGGGAUCUGGAAGUGAUUUUGAGGCUUAUUUUCAAAGGCUUGGAAUUGCUUCAGGCAGAACUCGCUACACUAAGAACAAGAAAACAGAUAAAUACAGUAGCUAUCCUGUAUACCAUACCAUCUAUGAGACAUUUGAAUUAGUAGAGAACUUUUAUGACCCCACAUUUAAAAAACAGCUUUCUGUGGCUCAGUUACGAGGAGCAUUGGUGUAUGAGCUUGCAGACUCUGUUAUCAUUCCUUUCAACAUUCAAGACUAUGCAAAAGCCUUGAAAACGUAUGCAGCAAGUAUCUUCAAUUUAUCUAAGAAACAUGAACAGCAACUGAGAAACCAUGGAGUGUCAUUUGAUUCCUUAUUUUCUGCUGUGACAAACUUUUCAGAGGCUGCUUCAGACUUUCAUAGAAGACUCACACAAGUUGAUCUUACUAAUCCUAUUGCAGUGAGAAUUAUGAAUGACCAACUGAUGCUUUUGGAAAGAGCAUUCAUAGAUCCUCUUGGUUUACCUGGGAGGCAGUUCUACAGGCAUAUCAUCUUUGCUCCAAGUAGCCACAACAAAUAUGCUGGAGAAUCUUUCCCUGGGAUUUAUGAUGCCAUGUUUGACAUUGAAAAUAGAGCAGACCCUCACUUGGCCUGGGCAGAAGUGAAGAAGCAUAUUUCUAUUGCAGCUUUCAUGAUUCAAGCAGCCGCAGGGACACUGAGAGAUGUGUUAUGAAGUUUCAUCACUGACAGUGCUGCAGAGUGUUAGAGCAUGAAACUGCUGGAGGGAGGUCUCGCCCAAAUACACUCAAAUAGACUCACCGCUGAAGGUACUGCUGAAAGUCUAAAGACAAGAUACAUCUUUUUCUCUGAUGAUUCACAAAGCCAGGAUCAUCCAAAACCAGGUUUCAUGUCCCGUUUCGUACUUCCACCUGAUUUACCUGUAUGCUUUGUGGUUUUUUUUUUAACUCUUGCAUGAAUAUUCAGUGAAAGUGAAACUGGAAGCAACCCACAUGUUCAUGGGCAGAUAAUCGAAUUCACUGUGGUGCACACACGGUGCGAUACUGCUGAAAAUAAAAGAACUGCUAACCAACCAGCAUUAUUGGCAGAGCCUGCUGAGUAAUAAGUUGGGCAUUAAUGAGUCCAUACAGUCCAACUAAUUGACAGUACUAUCUAUCUUUUUUAAGGGGAAGGAUUCUGGGAUCAAUGUUAUUUUCCAUACCUCCAGCUCAGCGUUAGUUACAAAGCUGUAUUCAUUUACCAAAUCUCAUCAAGCUGUUGCUUAAAUGUCUAUAUUUUGUUGAAAAUGAUGCUGAAAUAUAUUUGAUAAUGAAGGGGAAGUCCUACAAAAAAAUAGAAAUCGGGGAAACAAGCAGAAAUGGCACACCAUCCCUUGUAAGAGAUCAAGGAAAACAAAGUACCAAUGGUGCUUUGGUAACUUCAGCUCUGCUGAAUAAACACGUACGUCUAACAAAUGAGGAAAUAGUCACCCCAGCUCUCCAUCUAAUUUCUUUAAGUUCAACAGCAUUACAAGGCUUUAGGCAGAACCUUGGGAUUGCAGGUAAACACCUUUGAAGUUUCAUUCAGUAAAAAGGAGGCAAACUUGGCUCAAUGUUAGGACUUUUGCCUUAUUUGUUCAAGAACCAAGUUUUUCCCUCAGUACUACACACACAUACAUGAAUACGUACAUAUAUAUACAGGCACACGUGCACUCACACAUCAAGUAAGUUUGGUUGUUUAGCUACUUCAUCAAGUUGAAAUAAAAAAUUAGAACAGUCUCCUCCCAUAGCCUCAGGGAGCAUCAAGGGAGAGUGUGUGUGCAUAGAACACACAAGCCGGAAGAUGGGAAGGAAUGCUAUGAAAUGAUCUUCUGGACAUUACUGUUGCACACAUGAAUGCACAGCUGUGGGUUAUCUACACAAGAUCAAGCACAGGAGUUCAUAACUGUUAGGGGAGGGACUCAUGAGGUCCAUUCUGUAAAGGAAGAGCUAUUGGCAGUUAAUGACUAGGAGAGGGGAAGCCAGUUUUUCAGGCUAUAGCCACUGGUAAGUUGCCCAUGGUCUAGUCAUUGGACCCACAACCGCUUGCAUGAACACAAACCUAAUUAAAUUCAGUGUAUUAAAAAAAAUGACGUGAAAGUAGUAGAAGGUGUUGGGAAGUUAGGUUCUGGAGGGAAUGGGAGAAUGAUAAGGGAAUUGGUGGGGAAUACGUUCAAAAUAUUUUAUGUACAUGCAUGAAAUUAUCAAGGAAUAAAAAUAUUUUCAAAUAUUGCCGGGUGGUGGUGGCGCACACCUUUAAUCCCAGCACUCGGGAGGCAGAGGCAGGCGGAUCUCUGUGAGUUCGAGGCUGUGCUGGACUGACAGCCUCCAAAACAACACAGAGAAACCUUGUCUCGUAAAAACCAAAAAAAAAUAUUUUCAAAUAUUAACCUUAUAUAAGCACACUGGCUAAAAUAAUAAGCAACAGUUCAGCUUGAUCAGAAGGAAAGAUGAUCUUCGCUCUUGGCCAACAAGACAGUCUAAUGAGUGGAUGUUAGACAAACACAACCCUUGCGGAGCCAGCCCCUCAUGUCACAGUCUGGUUGAAGUCCUGAAGAAUUAUUUUCAACAACACACUUAAAAUUUGCUGUGAAGUUUUCCUGCAUGGAUAUUUUUAUACAGAUAUUUUAAUUAAGCAUGUUACAAUGGUAAUGAGCCAUGUAUAAAUUUAGGCUAAUAAAUGACUUUUGAGUUUAAA